AUAUACUCCAUAAUGUCCAGGAUCUCCGUAACUCCUACUAACACGAGUGACGAACGACACUAAAACCACUCCGUGUGGAUGAUCUAUACAGGGAAACGACACUACGGUGCUACCACGGUAUCGACACUGGUGCUAUGCCCCUGUUCCCUCCGCUAAGGUAAGUUUACUAGUUAAGUUAGUACUUUAGCAUGACCUCGUCUAUCGGACUCUCAACCGGUAGUCUACCAGCUUCUUAAAUUUCCAUUGCUUCUGUCAUGUCAUAUCGGCAUACUGCGGUUAGUGGAGCCGGAUGUCUGUUGUCUGUAAAGUCAUUGGCAUCUCCUUCAAUUCUCUGAGUCUCUAUCCGAUCAUCAGUUCCCAAAGUACCAUACACUCCGAGUCCGAAGAUCUUCUCCCGUCCUCGAGCUUUCUCGAUCACUUUCACCAAGAUGGGUAACUCGGACACGUUCCUCGAGGCCGUCAAGGCCCGCCGCACCAUCUAUGGGCUCAACAAGAAAUCCCCCAUCCCCGAUUCACGGAUCGAAGAGAUCGUCCAUCACGCCGUUCUCCACAUCCCUAGCAGCUUCAAUUCCCAGAGCACGCGAUUAGUCGUCCUACUCGGCAAAGAGCAUGAGAAAUUCUGGGAGCUUGUCAAGGAGGUCGUGAAACCCCAUGUGCCAACUCCCGAGGCAUGGAAAGGGUCUGAAGCGAGAUUGAACGGCUUCCAAGGCGGAUGCGGAUCGAUCCUCUUCUUCGAAGACGCAUCCGUCAUCCACGAGUUCGAGACGAAGUUUGCCAUGUACGCGGAUAAGUUCACGCAGUGGAGCGAGCAUACCAACGCCAUGCACCAAUACGUGUUAUGGACCGCAUUGGAGCAGGAGGGAUUGGGUUGCAAUCUCCAGCACUAUAACCCGAUCGUCGACGCGCGUGCGAAGCAGGAAUGGAAUAUUCCGACGGACUGGAUGAUGAAGGCACAGCUCGUUUUUGGUGGACGGGCGGGCGAACCUGGGGAGAAGACGUUCAAACCCCUGGAAGAGAGAGUGUUCAUCCAUGGGAAGUCGUCCUAAUCUCUGCGUCACCUAUACUUCACCUCUUGCAGAGCAACCUUCUGGAUCCAUGUCAAUAAACGCUUGAUAUGGGGUUAGCUAUCUGACUAAUAUCUAAUUACGAAUGCAUUAUACAAUGAUGUUCUGGUCCUCCCCGCGUACCCAUUUCUCUAUGUUCUCCUUUAGAACCCUGUUGAGGUUCUUUUGCGUACUGUCGCCAUACCAGGCAACAUGUGGAGUGGCCGUGAUAUUCAACCCCUCGUUUCGAAUGAUCUCUUCGCUCAAGAUCGGCGUAUCCUCUUCGUCGGCCGGCUCGACUCGAAAAACAUCCGUAGCGUAUCCACUAAUGGUCCCAUCUCUUAACGCUUUCACCAUGGCCUCCUCAUCGACGAUCCCACCUCUCGCAACAUUCACAAUCACCGCCUCCUUCCUCAUCAUCCCCAAUUCUCUCUCCCCAAUCAACCCCGUCGUCU
Molecule: messenger RNA, 1498 nt
Organism: Eremomyces bilateralis CBS 781.70
Lineage: Eukaryota; Fungi; Ascomycota; Dothideomycetes; Eremomycetales; Eremomycetaceae
Product: nitroreductase
Exons: 2
Coding region: 429-1046 (205 amino acids)
Biological process (GO): cellular response to oxidative stress
Source: RefSeq, a predicted model, not a curated record